This is a messenger RNA of Naegleria lovaniensis, 4722 nucleotides long. RefSeq lists its product as uncharacterized. The record is from RefSeq and is a predicted model, not a curated record. The transcript is spliced from 2 exons. NCBI's taxonomy places the organism in Eukaryota, Heterolobosea, Eutetramitea, Acrasida, Naegleriidae. Bases 1 to 4722 code for a protein of 1573 amino acids.
AUGAAAGUCAACGACGUUCAAACAUUAGCUAAUUCUUACCUCCUGAUGGAUAUGAGCCGAGACAACAUUCAUGAAAUAUUUACUCAACAACAUAGGAAUCAUCAUUUUGAACCAAAACCAUUAUUAAUGUCUAAAGCCUCAACUGCACAGCUUCAACAGGCUUUUGAAAAAGCUCGGAAAGUCCAGCACCAUCAUCAAGAUCCUGGUGCCUCCCACAACUAUGAAGAAGUAAAAUUAGAAGGAAAAGGAUAUUCCGUUGCUUUUAAAAUUCCAAAGGGAGGUUGGAGAGAUCAACAAAACGAGGAUUACGAGAAGAGCACUUCUGUUGAUGCUUAUGCAACAAAGGCUACAGAAAUUAUUGGAGCUGGGUUGCCAUCACGAAUUGUUGAUAUUGAUGUCAAGGAGUUUGAUCGAUUGAUGCAAGGGGAGACAGGAAUUACAUUUACUAACAAACUAAACUCUUGUCAAAUACCCUUUGAUUCCAUGAAAGAACGAGAUAAAGCCAUUCAUCAUGCUCUUGAAACGCACAAGGCAAAAGUAAUAAGCAAAAUGAGGCAAAAAUAUAAAAGAAUGACAAAGAGAGGAAUUUUUGAUGAUGAAACAAACAGAAUACGAGUCGAAAAUAUGUUAAGAUGCUCAUUCUCAAGGUUUGAUCCAGCAAAAAUUCAUGAUAUUCUUUUGCAAGAUUCAGGGUUUGACCAUGAAAUUUUAAAUAGAGUAAGAGGAAUAGGAGGUGGUGGUGGUGGCACACCGAGACAUGGUAAAUCGAAAGCUGAAAACUCGUAUGCAUUUCUAUCUGGAUUAUAUAAUGAUUCUGACAAUACUAAUGAGAACGAUCAAAAACGCCCCGACAACCCAAAUGCAAUUCUUUCAAAAAUUCCAGCAGCUUCUGAAAAGAAAAUUCACAAGAACGCUGAAGAAACGAGUCCUGUCGAUUUUUUAGACAAAAUUCUCUCGUUUAACAUGACGCCUAUCACACCACUAUCAAGAAAUCCUUUUCUGUCAGAAGAUGUAAAAAUGGUUCUCGAUAGAGAUCUUGGAGAUGUUGGAAUGGAUGGACCUAGGCACAGAUUUUCAAGAAAUGCUACAGCCAUUAGAAUAUUAUUGCCAAAGAAGAGAGAAAAAGAGAGUAAAGAAAAGCUAUCGGCAAGAGGAAAAAACUCGGAUUCCAAAAAGAAAAAAUUCACAUCUCCCAACACACAAGAAAAAACUGAAAGCGAGGAAAUUAUUCUAACAAGCAAACAGAUCAAAGAAAUGAUAAAAUAUGACCCCUCAAAGUCAGGAGAAAAACUCUUGUCAGAAGUCAUGCCUUCCAUUGAAUACAGUGUUGCUGAAAUGCUCGAACGAAUUUUGGAAGAUGAAGAAAAACAGCAAGAAGAGGAACAGAUGCAGGCAAUAUCGUCCAUUUCAGCAUCCAAAACUGACUCUCGAGGAUCAAAAUUAGUCUUUGAUGCGAGAGACACUUUUUUCUAUGAAACUGUGGACUCUACUGCUGAAAUGGAGAGAGUGGUGCAAAGAGAAGCGUUCAUUAACAAAGAGUUCCAAGAAUUUAAACCAAAAGAAAUUGAGAGGCAAAAAGAACAGCUUACUAAUGCUAACAUGAAAAAAGCAAAACUGACUAUCCACAACUUGCAAAAUAUACAUAUGAACAGUGAAUUUCAAGAAUUACUUUCUCCAAAAAGUAAAACUAUGCAUGACGAUGAAUGGAAAAAGAGAGACAAAGAAAUUUCAGAUCUUUGUGAUACCUUGGAAAAGUUGAUUAUUGAUAUUUGCAGAGAGAUGAAACAAUUUAAUGAAAGCAAACUAAAUAGCUCUAUUAUUCCUCAGCAUCAAGAAAUAGAGAGAAUAUCAGAUACUCUCAUUACAUGUUUGAAAAGAAUACCGUUUGACUGGAAUUCGAGAACAAAACGAGAAUGGGCUCAAGGUGCCGAAGUAUUGUUAAUGUGGCAAAUGAAGCUAUCUUCUCCUUUAAACAUCAACAAGGAGGACCAUAUUAAGGAUCUAGCCCGAUUUUACGUAAGAAUAUUUUACGAAAACGAUGUCCUGAUGAAAAAUUUAUUUCUUCAUUACAAGGAAGCUGUGAUAGACGAAAUUAAGAACGGAGAAGGUUACAAAAAGAUGAAAGCAGGAAAUCAUGAAGAUAUAACGCUUCCCAAAAUUAAUGCAUUUACAGUUUGGAGCGACGGCGCGAAAAAUUCAGAAGUUGACGACCUUGACCUAUUUUCUUACCCUCAAUCGUUUGAUCAGCAACGUCAAAGAGUUUCAAAUAUCAAGAAGAUGUUAUUUAUCAUUAUUAACUAUGUUAACCAUUGCAACUCAUACACAAAGGAUGUGUUUGGAGACCUUGUCUUAUUUGAGAAAGAUAGGUAUCAAAAAAAGGUUCUUAUUCGAAAGGCAACUUUAAAAGAGAGUGGAAAGAAGAAAGAAGUACAGUCCAUGAUCGAAGAAAGGGGCCUAAGCACGUUUGCAGGUUUUUUAUCAUCUACAAAUUGGGAAAAUAUUCCGCGAUCUGUUGAAAAGCAUGAGGAAGAGCUUGACUCUGAGGUUUACGUUCAUAGGGAACGAGAUUUUUAUACUUCAAUUUUUAGUAAGGACGUUGAGAAAAUUGUUAACAACAUUAGAGAAAGUAAGGAAUCAAUGAAGCUCGUGCAUGGAGACCUAUCUCAACACAAAAUUGAACCUGUUUCCUUAACCAAGACCGCAAAUAACCAAAACGAUGUUAUUCAUCUUCACAAAACGUCAUUUGUCAACGACGAACAACUGCUUGAAGAGUCUCUUGAAUAUCAACGAUCAUACUUGUACCAACCUCCCAACUUAAAAAUGUCAUCAAAAAGCCCUUCUCUGCCCGCUCACGAGAAGAAAAUAAGUCCCCACGUGACAGAAGAAAUUCAACAAAGUCUCAUUCCUAAAUUAAUGGAAGAAAAAGAAACUAGCAAUUUUCAUAAUUCAUUUAUGUUUACUCCAAGUGAACCAAGUUUUCGUGAUCAAACAGAAAAUACUCCAAUUAUUACAACUGAAGAGACAAGCAAAAUAGAGAGUGGAAAAACUCAAUAUAUAAUUCAACAGAGCCGUGCUCCUAACGGCAAUAUUCUGGAACAGGCCAAUAAUUCUAUCACUAUGGACACUUUGGAUGAUUCAUUCCAUAAAGAAAUAAUGGAAGAUAUGUUUGGAAAAGAUGAGAGAAAGGUGUUACUGAGCUCACAGCCUGAAUCUCCCGAGGAAGUUAUAAAUCCAGUGUCGUCAAUAAUCAGUCCAAUCACUAGUGAUCAUGUGAGUCUUCACUCACUUGAGUCCUCAACUGGAAGAAGCACUACUACUAGAUUGGUUUCUCCAAUAUUGGAACUUCCUGAGCAGAGAACAGGUCACACCGAUACAAGAAGAUAUACGCCCAGUAUUACUCCACAAAAACUCAAACCAGAGCUCCAAGAAGGCCCAGUCUAUACGCUGAGAUCUACAGAUGCAACUCCACAGAAAGUUGUAUCAGAAUCAUUCGUAAAAAAGGAACCUACUGUUGUUGAGUCCGUUGUGGCCAUCAACACAAAAGAACACAAAAAACCGCAAGAACCAGCAACACAAAACAUACAAAACCAAUCGGUGUUGUCAUUAAGCGAACCACUAACUCCAAACGAAGAAAAAAAAGAAGUUACAAAUGUCAACAAAAGUGGAAGAAAAUCAUCACAGAAGGGACCCAAAUGGGUGACUCCGGAGGUGACAUCCAUUCAUGAAACCAAAUCAAGAAAUUUAAGGAAAUACUCUAGGCAAAGAAAAAAACUCGUACCAAGCGUGGAGAGUACGGACAAUGACAGCACCAAGUCUUCUACAAACAUUAGUGUACAGGAUUUCACUCCAUCAAGGGCUACAUCUCCUAUUUCAGCUGCUGAUUUACAUCAAUUAACAAUUUCGCUAGCACAUCUUGACGAUAGUGUUCGAAUGGUAUCGUCCAGAUCAUCCAACUAUGUUGCCCUCAAAGACGACAGUCCAAAGAGUACACGAUCAACUAUUAGCGUGGACAAAAAGAAUAAGCAUUCAGGAAAGUGGAUGUUGAAAUCGACCGUGUUCCAAAGCUUCUUCGAUUCUCCUCUUUAUGUUUCUGAAGAUGUGCAAGAUACUAAGAAGAAAGAUGAAGUCUCCUAUGAUAAGUUUGACAGCGUCACCUUGUUGGAGAAGCUGGAACAAACUUGGGAUGAUUUACUAAUCCCUGCAGCCACUAAAAUGAAGCUCUAUCAAAAAUACAGCUCGUCAAAGUACAUUGGUAAUGUGAAUUUAAUGAAAGAUGCAGCAAAAACAUGGAAAUUGGGAGCCUCUUCGAUCAUUGCCAGAGAAUCUGUGUUACUGCAAAUGAAUGAAUAUGAGAAAAGUUUAGCACAAUCAGCUUCUAAACUACCGUCAUUCUCAGAUAAGGUUCAAGAACAAAAAUUGAGGUCCAAUCUUUUUAAGAGGCUCAGUGUUAUUGCUUCAGAAUGUGAAAAAUAUAACAGAAAGCUGAAGAAAGAUCAUGAUGACCAAUUGAUGUAUAAGAGUUCUAACCCAUACGUGGAAAAGAUGAAAACUGACUACCUGUCGAUUGUGGCUGGCAUUGAAAAUCUAGCUGAGGAAAUUCGGCCCGUGGAUUUUGAUGUUGUAUCGCCGCGUUCCUUAAAUACCGCCAAGAAAAAUGCAUCUGUGACUGUAUGUAGUACGAAUUUAAUGUUAUUGCUGUAUUUACAAUUAUUGAAUCAAUAG